Messenger RNA from Diachasma alloeum, 510 nucleotides. RefSeq names its product circumsporozoite protein-like. The coding region runs from base 1 to 510 and encodes 169 amino acids. The transcript has a single exon. The record is from RefSeq and is a predicted model, not a curated record. NCBI's taxonomy places the organism in Eukaryota, Metazoa, Arthropoda, Insecta, Hymenoptera, Braconidae.
AUGACAAUUAUUCUGGGGAUUGAGAAAGAAGAGACAGUGAGGGCUUGUUACUUACCAGAGCUGGCGGGUAGAAAACGAGAUUCUCUACCUCCUGAUGAUGGUGUUGAGGCUGCUGGGGCUGCUGAUGAUGGUGGGGCUGUUGGUGGUGCCAAGCCUGCUGGGGCUGUUGAUGGUGCCAAGGCUGCUGGGACUCCUGAGACUCCUGAUGAUGGUGUUGAGGCUGCUGGGGCUGCUGAUGAUGCUGGAGCUAUGGAUGAUGUCAAGGCUGCUGAGUUUGCUGAGGCUGUUGAUGAUGCUGGGGCUGUUGUUGGUGCUAAGGCUGCUGAAUCUGCUGAGACUCCUAAGACUCCUGAUGAUGCUGAGACUGUUGAUGCUGGGGCUGUUGAUGGUGCUGAGGCUGUUGAUGCAGCAGAGACUCCUCAUGACGCUGGGGCUGUUGAUGGUGCCGAAGAUGCUGAGGUUGCUGGGGUCCAUUGUACUGCUCCUCUUGGAGCACUCUCGCUGGAGUAA